AUAAAAGCACGGUGUUACAACGGGAAAUAUAACGGAGUAACGUAAUUAGCGAAUUCACUAGAUUAAUCGUUGUUAUUGUUAUAAGUUACACGUGAAACCAAUGCUUGAAGGACCUGUACUAUUUCCAUACUAAUAUCAUUACGUUCGUCAACACAUUUCUAGCCAGCUGCUUUAGUUAGCUAGCAAACUAACGUUAACCGGACAUCUUUUGUGUAGCGUUAGCUGCAUACUGGCUAGCUUGACAAUAGCUAUCUUGUCGAUAGGGAAGUUUAUCAUUACGUUUCUGGACCAAAUCCCAACUUCUUUGACUUUGGGACAGCUGGAGAAGUUGAAGCACAGCAGAGACUACAAAGUAGCUGGAUACCUAUUGACACUGUGUGGGGAGGAUGUCUUCACCAAUAUACUACAACCAAGACAGUGUUACUCGCUUCAAGAAAAGAAAAGCUCGCUUCUCUUUCAGUGAAGUCCACAUACUGUUGGAUGAAGUGAGGAAGCAUCGUAUGGUUGUUGUGGGCAAAUUCAAUCGUGGUGUGCCAACAGACAUAAAGAAGCGCACAUGGGCAGAGAUUACUGCACGUGUCAAUGAGAUCGGGGAGUGCCAACGUGAGGUCAUCGAGGUCAUCAAGAAAUGGUCGGAUCUAAAGUGUGACACUAAGCGGAAAGUGGCUGCCAUGCGGUCUGGGACAGUGCCUAACAGGGGCCUCAACUCUCGUCUCUCCCGAGACCUUAAUCAGACUGAGAAAAUAGUGCUCCAGAUUCUAGAGAUGGACGAGGAAGAUGGGCAGAGCACGGGAGACUUUGGCCCACUGGGAGAUGACGAUGAUGUGCCAGAGGAGGAAGAAGAAAUGGAAGAGGAGGAUAUGAUCGGAAUGCAGAGUUCUCCUAAUGGGGACUCUUCACAACCUACAUUUGAUGUGCAGUAUGAGGUACCUGGAACAGAAGAUGUUGAAGCUGCAUUUGGAGACUCAGACGAUGACCAAAGGGAUGACGUGCUUCCUUCCACUCAAGCUGCAAAACCAACAGAGGAUCACCAAGGAAACAAUGGUAUCCAGAAACAAGGACAACCUCAGAUGUCCUCUGGACCAGCAACGUCUACAGCCACGCUUCCAAUGCCAGGUCAGCCCUCGCAGAACAUGAGAGACAGCAUGCUACAUAAUGCAUCGCUGAGCCUUCAAGAACAGCAUGCCACCAACAUCCUGUUGGAGACGGUUUCACGCUCCCUCGAGCUUCUGUCUGAGUCGGUACAGCAGCUGGCAGAGACUCAGCAAGAGUUUGUGCGGGAGUCGCUGCACCUUCAGCGAGAGACGGUGCAGGUUCUCAGAGACUUCACAGGUGGAGCCAUUGCACUUAUGCAUGACAAACUAAAUGGACGACCAGCAUUAUAGCAACAAAGUGUCAGACAGAUGUUGUUAAGUUGUAUCACUGACUACAUACAUGGCCUUCAGGUGCAGGAACCUUUAAGUUCCUUUGGACUCCACCGCUGGUUACUGUACUUUUUGAUAGUAAUCAACAGAUUUUCUGUUGUUAUAUUUUAAAACUGUAUUCGUAGAAACAUUGUAUCGAUGGAAUUGCUGUCUGUGAGGUUACAUGGAAAUGGAUUGAGAAAAUAACCAACGUCAGCCAUAAAGAAAGAACAUGUGGAGGGUGUUUGUCUUCUGUUUUUUUUUGUGCUACUGAGCAUUUUUUAUUAAGCAUACACCACAUUUAAAGCCUCUACAUUCUUUUAACUUUGACAUGCAAAGAAUGAGUCUUUGAUUUUGAAAAGUCAGUCAAAUCCGUUUGUAUGUCCUUGUGUAAAUUGUAGUUGCAUCAGUGUCUGGAGAUUAUCACAUGUACUGUAAUGGUGAGUGGAUUUCCACACCUGACCAUUAUAUGGUCUUUAUGUCUGAAAGCUAAACAAGGUGUGUUAGAUAUUUUGACAUUUUAUGUAACUGAAUAAGUUGUGAUUGUCUGAUUUUGUUUUUUACAUUGCAAACUUGAAAAUGAAAAGUUUCAACAAGUUUCUUUUAAAUAUGAAAUAAACCCCUCAUGUAUUUAAA
Molecule: messenger RNA, 2039 nt
Organism: Cottoperca gobio
Lineage: Eukaryota; Metazoa; Chordata; Actinopteri; Perciformes; Bovichtidae
Product: nuclear apoptosis-inducing factor 1
Exons: 5
Coding region: 387-1385 (332 amino acids)
Cellular component (GO): nucleus
Source: RefSeq, a predicted model, not a curated record